Bombyx mandarina (wild silkworm) is the source of this 1815-nucleotide messenger RNA. RefSeq lists its product as uncharacterized. NCBI's taxonomy places the organism in Eukaryota, Metazoa, Arthropoda, Insecta, Lepidoptera, Bombycidae. The record is from RefSeq and is a predicted model, not a curated record.
AUGGAAUCAAAAACUGUAAAGUAUGAAAAUUUCACUGAAAUGUUUUUGAAAGAUGAUGACGCUGUGAUAAAUCGCAUGGCGAUUUUAGCAGCCAAAAUUGCAUACUUUAAUUUCGAAUGGCGUUAUGUUACCCUUGUGUUAUUUACCACGAUUCAGACUGCGGCGAUAAGUUCAUUUGUAACAAACUACAAUAAAACUGUGGCCCUCAAUACAGGCCAAUUUAAACUGCAUUAUCGUCGCCACAUACAGCAAUUCGUAAUUUUCAGCGACGAUUUUUCUGACAUAUGCAACAUACUGAAUAUGCUUGUCACAUCCAAAUAUAAUUCUAACGGUAAGAUUAUAAUUAUUUGUGCUCAAGAUAAAUGUGACGAAGACCAAGUGUUUAAAACCUUGAUGAAAUCAGUUAUGAUUAACGUAAUAUACUUGAAACCGUCAAUUGUAUAUCGCGAAGAACCUUCGGUAUACUGGUAUAGAAUAGUUCGUCCGGGAAAAUGUUUCAGCAGUAAACCUGAAAGGUUGGACGUCAAUAUAAAUUGUGAAAACAAUGCGUGCUUCAAGAAUCUUUUUCCAGAAAAGUUAUCAAAUUUUUACGGAUGCUCGUUAUUCAUUGCAACUUUUCAACAACCUCCGUUUAUGUACCUUGCAAACGACACAAAGAAAAUAUCGGGUAAAGACGGAAAUCUAGCGAAACUUAUUGCUGACGUCUUAAAUGCGUCGCUUGUCAUCAGGGUACCAAAAGAACACGAGUGGGGACAAUAUAAGAAUAAAAACUGGACAGGGUGUUUGGGUGAAAUCUUUAAAACUCGAGUUCAUUUUGCUAUGUGCAAUGCUCCCCUAACAUCAAACCUUUAUGGCAAUUUUCAAGUUUCGUAUCCAUAUUAUUAUAUGGAAGUUGUUUGGACUGCGAAAGUACCGCCUCUAGUACCCUCCUGGCAAAAAAUAUUGCAACCUUUUAAUCUUCCCCUAAAAUUUACUAUACUGUCCCUUUUUCUUGGUAUAAUUUUGUUGAAUAUGCUUGGGAAAACAAAAAUUUUUAAUAAUAUAAGGCGCGUUUGUAAUAUAACGCCGCCUAAACGUAAUUCUCUCUUUUACGCAUGGCUUUUGUUUCUUGGAUUACCUUUAGAGAAAUUCUCAUCCAGAAAACAUUUUAAAAUCAUCAUUUUGGCUUGGAUUUGGUUUAGUUUUGUUAUACGAUGUGCAUACCAGGUUACUCUCGUCACUAGUUUGAAAAGCAUAACCUAUAAUUAUAACUUGCGUUAUGAUAGCGACAUAUUGAAGUACCCAUUUGGAGGAAUGUCAUCAAUAAGAGAUUACUUCAUCGAAGACAAAGAUUUCUAUGAAAAUUGGACUUCGGUAGACAUGCAAAAGGCUUACAAACUUUUAGAUGAAAUAAUGGAAGAGAAAACUGAUUUUGUGCUAGCUUUAAAUAAAGAUACAAUAUUACAUCAUGCUGCUGAACAUAUUGGAUCAAAACGGAUACAAGUUAUUGAUAAUUGCAUUGUAAAAAGUCCGAUAGUAUUGUAUUUUAGAAAACAUUCGCCGAUGACAGAUCCAAUAGCCAAGAUAAUGAACGCAGCAUUAGAGUGUGGCUUCAUUCAAUAUUCGUAUCAGACGAACUGGAAGCGGCAAGAACACCUUUUGAAUUCUCACUAUGCUUACAAUCUACAACCUCUGACACUGGAUAAUUUUAGUGGUUGUUUUUCGUUAUUGAUUAUCGGAUACGGAAUAUCAAUAUUAUAUUUCGCUCUAGAGGUAAUAUGUCACAAAAUUGAUAAAACAAAUCAGAGAAUUGAUCUUCUAGUUGAUCAAGAAUGA